AUGAACACGGUUUUCGUGGUCUCUGCUUUUUUAUUCGGGUUUUUAGUUUUGGUGAGUUAGCAUGAAUCAUUGAUUAUAAUCAGGUUGAUUUUUUAGCCACAGUAACUAUAAGAAAUUGCCGCAUUUUGAAAUAAAAAACAAAAACCUUAAGUACAAUAAUAUUUUUGAGCUACAGUAAUCUUGUAUUCUCGGCGAUAUUUGCCGCGAGAAAGAGGUACUGUAGCAGAUUUUUGAUUUUUUUUUGCCAAAAAUUUUUUUCCAAAAAAUGUUUGGUCUAACCAUCGAGCCUCGAACCUAACUCCCGAUUAUCCAAGUUUCUUUCACAUGUUUUCCAUUCUCCUACAGUAAUCUCACAUUCUCCCAAAGAAACUUGGUUCUGUGACGCAGAUUAUUUUUUAUCUUCCUGCACACAGAAAAACAGUUUCCCAACCAUCCAUCACUACAAAAAAGUGCCUAUGAACUCUGAUUGAUAAAUUUAUAGAACUGUUCAUGCGAUCCGGUCAGAAUUCCAUUUUAUCGAAGAACAAAUCAUUUAGCGGCUGCCAACUUCAAUUCUCAGGUAGAUACUUAUUAUUUCAGUGAUGAAUCACAAUAUUUGAAGAGUCAAUAUUUGAGUUUUGACUUUCACCAAAAAUUUGUUUGAAAAACAAUACAAAAUAAAAAAAUCUUUUCAGAAUUCUGGAAUUGUUAGAAAAGUUCGACAAGUUCAUCGAGAUUUAUCAUUUCGAUGGCCACAAAAUACAAUUCCAUUUUAUAUCACAAAUAAUGUAACAAGUAGUGUGAAAAAAGCUGUUGGACUAGCAAUGAAAGAACUGCAAACAAAAACUUGUAUUCGGUUUCAACAAAUGAGCUCGAAUUAUCAGGGUAAGAGGCAUUUUCACACAUUUUUCCUUUUUCUGCAUAACCCGUAAAUUUAAAAAGCCAAGAUAACAAUAUUCCUCCACGAGUCAUUUAAAAAGUUUCAAAGUUUCCAUUCUUUCACAGCAAAAAUGAUUCAUUAAUCUAAAAAUUGAUUUUUUUUUCAAAUUGUGAAUUUUCUAGUACAUUGUUCUGGAACAAGAUUACGAUCAAAAUAUUCUUUGAUCAAUCACAAAUGUUUUAAAAUAAAUAUUUCAAGAGAAGUAUCAUUGAACACAUGUAAAAGAACAAAGUGUUGCUGACGUAGAAGAUCUUUGCGCUUGUUGGCUUGCGAAUUUCUAUUUCACACCUUUUUCAUAUGAGUAAAAAUAAUGUGACCAAAGGGUUGUUUUUAUUGUUAGCUAUAACGUAGUUACAAGAUCUUUCUUGUCGCUGAAAAUAUACAGAAACAACUUUUUGAAGCCCUAACUUGUAACUACUGUGUACAGAACUACGGUGUGCAGAAGGUGUGCAGAAUUAAUGCCGCUGGAAAAUCACCCAACCAAAAAAAAUAAAUUUUGUAUUCAGCUGGUGAUUUCGUGCGGAUUGUUGAUCUUGGAUCAUGUUCUUCGCCAAUCGGACGACAAGAAAUUGGACAGCAAGAUAUUUCACUCACCAAAAAUUGUUGGGGUGUAUGUUUUAUCUUAAAAACCUCUCCAAACCUCAAACUAUAGUUUUUUUUUUUCAGAUGGGAACCGCUAUUCACGAAUUAAUGCAUGCGAUUGGAAUUGAACAUACACAAUCGCGAAGUGAUCGUAAUUCAUAUCUAGACAUUCUCUAUAAAAAUAUUGAUGUGAGUGAUCAACAAAACACAAUGAUGUUCUAUAAAACUUUGUUAUUUUGUUCUAGAGGUCAGAUUUGCCAAACUUUGAAUUGUUAUCAUCUCGAUUGUGGGCUAAUUUAGUACCGUAUGAUUAUGGAAGUGUAAUGCAUUAUUCAGCUGAUUCAUUUGCCAAUAAAGAUGAUGAACAGACAAUGCUUCCGAAAGAUCGGAAUUUUAUUGAAACUAUGGGAAGUAUGAUCCCGAAUUUUUAUGAUUUUGAUCAAAUUAAUCGAUAUUAUCAAUGUUAUGGUGAGCAGGGUUGGAGAAGAAGAGUUUGGAAUAUUUGGAAAGUAUUCGAAAAUUGAAUUCAAAAGAGACAUAGAAAACACAAAACUUUCCCAGAAAUCAAAUUCUAAACAUCAAAUUCAUUUGCAGUUCACAUCCUCAAUUCAAGAGAUUUUUAAACUUUUUGAAUUCUAAUUACCCCAUCCAAAAUUCAAUUUUUUAAAGAUUCGUGCUCAAAUAUUGUGAACAAAGCGAAUUGUGCAAAUGGCGGGGUUCCAAAUCCAAACAAUUGCCAAAUUUGUAUAUGUCCUUUAGGUUAUGGUGGAGAUUUAUGUGAUCAACGAGUAAGAGAUUCACAAUUAUUUUUCAUUCUCAUUUCAAAAUUUUCAGCCAAGUGGAUGUGGUUCUAGUUUGGUUGCAUCUUCACAAUGGCAGAAGCAGAAAAUUUCAGUGAAGUUUGACAAAAAAGAUGCAGAAUAUUACACAUUUUGUAAUUAUUGGAUUGUCGUAUGUUCAAUUAUUUAUUUGUGUGUGUUUUUUUUUCAAAUCCCACAUUUCAGGCUCCAACAAAUUCAACAAUUCAAGUGAUUUAUGAGAUCUCAUCUGAUUCAGUUCGUCGUGAUAUUUGUUCAUUUGGUUGUUAUGAAGGUGGAAUUGAAAUAAAAAGAUUGGCUGAUCCAAGAAUAACAAAUGAUCGAGAUUGUUGUAUGGAUCAAGCAUUGAAUAUUACAACUAAAAUCAAUCCGCUCCCAGUUAUUAUUUAUACUUCUUCUAGAACUGUUUCUUAUGAUAUUUCUUUUAGGUAUAUCUGAAUUGAUUUAUUAUUUGAAAAUUUACCAUGUUUUUUGCUAAACUUGAUCUCAGGUUUUUAUUGUAUAUAAAUGAAUGGAAUGAUAAGUAUUUCAGCUAUGAAGUUAGUGAUAAAUAA
This is a messenger RNA of Caenorhabditis angaria, 2873 nucleotides long. NCBI's taxonomy places the organism in Eukaryota, Metazoa, Nematoda, Chromadorea, Rhabditida, Rhabditidae. The record is from the annotation of a GenBank genome assembly.